Molecule: messenger RNA, 2309 nt
Organism: Ostrea edulis (European flat oyster)
Lineage: Eukaryota; Metazoa; Mollusca; Bivalvia; Ostreida; Ostreidae
Product: proton-coupled zinc antiporter SLC30A9, mitochondrial-like
Exons: 20
Coding region: 141-1850 (569 amino acids)
Biological process (GO): transmembrane transport; zinc ion transport
Cellular component (GO): membrane
Molecular function (GO): monoatomic cation transmembrane transporter activity
Source: RefSeq, a predicted model, not a curated record
ACUUAAGUUUUAAUAACAGCAAACUGAAAGUUGAGAUCACCGUGACCGUCACGAAAACAAAAUAUUAAUGAAGAGACUCUAUGUCACUCUUUUUCAAUGAUUAAUCAAGUCAUGAAAUUCUUGGAUAUAUCUUAGAAGUCAUGUUAUUAAAAAUUAUUCUUCAAGAUGGAAAAUUGCUGCUUCAUAAGCGAAUAUUACCAUCCCUUCAAGUUUUACUCAGAAAACAUCAUCAUUAUUUAGUCAACACGACAUUCACCAAAACAGCUAAACAUACUGGCCUCGGGAAAAGGCAUUCUUCAAUACUUUAUUCCAGUACUAGUUUGUUGGAUCUUCUUAAUCCAUGUGUAUCUAAUCACAGACAUCUAUCUAAUAACAGCAGAAAGGGGGACAAAACAGUGAUUCAAGCAGCUGUUGCAGAAGAUGAGUUACUGCGUCAAUUAGACUGGCAGCUUCUAAUUAAAAGAUUACAGCAUGACAGUAAAACGCCAAAACCCAAAGAGGAGGGGGUAUUCUUAUUUAGAAGAGAGCCUAUUUAUGAAAAAAUGGAAAAUACCAUUAUAUAUGAGGAAGACCUAUACAGGGAAUAUGGUUUGACAGCUAAGGAUGUAGAAGGCUUGCCUAGAGAGAAGAUGAGAAGUGGUUGGUCCUUGGCCCAGACGGAAGACCUAAAAUAUGGAUAUAGAAAGCAUUUAGUCCACACAUUAGCAUUAAAAAAAUGGGGCUCAGAAGAUGCCAUCAAAUUACGUCGACUUAUUAUAAAAAGGGAAAUGGACAGAAAAGAGGAAUAUGCAAAUGAACAAAAGAAUUACGACAUAUUUUCCUUUGGAUUCAAAGACCGACAAGGCCGUGUCAUUUCUCUGGCUCUAGUAGUGAAUUUCACAGUAUGUAUGAUGAAGAUGGUGGUGUAUGCUGUUUCUAUGUCUCCAAGCAUGCUGGCUGAAUUCCUCCACUCUUUGCUGGACACUGCUAACCAGGGAAUGAUAUACUGGGGUCUGUACGUUUCCAAGAAGGCGCCAGAUAAACAUCAUCCGUAUGGCUAUGCCAGUUUUCAGAACAUCACAUCGCUGUGCAGUGGAUUUUCAUUCUUUGUGUUUGGAUUUUUACUCUCCUCUAUAAUGAAUUUCUAUUUUUUCCUCGGAGCAGAAACAUCAUUAUCACUUAUUCAUUUAGGAGUGAUGUAUUUGACGUUUGUUAUGGAGGGAGCUUCGCUAUAUUUUGCCACUAGAGAACUUCAGAGAAAAGCCAAGGAAAGAAACAUGAAACUGUUUCCUUAUAUCCAACGAGGUUUUGAUCCCAAUGUAGUAGUGGUGUUCAUGGAAGACAUGGCAGCGGUGGUGGGUGUGGUGAUAGCGUCUGCUGGAAUGACCUUGUCACACGUGUAUGCUCAGCCAUUCUGGGAUACAGCGGCAUCUGGAUGUGUUGCUGGGCUGAUGGGAAUGGUGGCUGCGUACUUGAUCAGAUCCAACAUUCCAGCGCUGGUUGGAAAGUCAAUUCCUGAGGAGGAAAGGAAGGACAUGGCAGAUUUUUUGCAAAGAGACAGGAUUGUAAAAUACGUAUCCGAUGUGAAGGCUGUCGAGAUAGGACAUGAAGUCCGGUUCAAAGCAGAGGUGGCUUUUGAUGGUAAAGAAAUGGCCCAGCUUCUCUUUGAAUCCAGAGAAGGGAAGGAUAUUUUACAGGGCUUCAAAAAUGUCUCCCAAGAGGAGGAAGCUGUUGAGUAUAUGAAGAAAUUUGCUGAUGAACUUCAGAACAUUCAGGGAAGAGAAGUUGAUAGGAUAGAAAGACAGAUGAAAGCAGAGUUUGAGGGAAAAUACCACAUAAAACUACGACAUGUAGACCUGGAGCCAUUAUGAUGUGGAGGGUCAUGAAUGUAUUGAAACAACUAGUCAAUAUGAAGACAUAGAGCUGAGGAGAAGAGUGACCUUGACACAGAUCCUGCAGUGUACCUGUCGUUUUCGUGUACCUGUCGUUUUCGUGUACCUGUCGUUUUCCCAGUGAUAUGUCACAUUUAAGCAUUUAAAAGAGGAUUCCGCGUUUAAAACGAACCGUGCCAUCCUUCGAUUUGACUCAUUUUGAUCUCUUAUUUGUAUUUAUAUGUUUACCUUUUUAUUAUACUCUUUGGAGUUCAGUCACUCCAGGUGUGAUUUACCUACACAUUAAAUGUAUGAAAAAUAUACAUGGAUUGGUAACAGAAGUUGUGGUUAUUAUUUUAUUUAAUUUUGUUCUAAAGCAAAUUUAUUAAACUUGCAUCAUUGUGUGAAUUGGACAUACACAUGUAGUGCAGAAGAUUUUAUUAAAUUUCUACAAAUUUA